Molecule: messenger RNA, 1449 nt
Organism: Ipomoea triloba (trilobed morning glory)
Lineage: Eukaryota; Viridiplantae; Streptophyta; Magnoliopsida; Solanales; Convolvulaceae
Exons: 3
Coding region: 1-1449 (482 amino acids)
Source: RefSeq, a predicted model, not a curated record
AUGGAUGAACACAGAAGAUCAACCUCUCUCACAAAUAGACUGUCUAUUCCCCUGAAUAUCCCACAAACUACAAAACCCACACAAGAUAAAAUUCUGUCUUUGCCAUCACCACAAACCACACAAGUAGAAAUUCCUGAACAUCAAAAUCCUGAAAAUCCUCUCCCAAUCCAGUUAGAAAACUCUCAUACUGAUGAAACUAGGUCUGAACCUCAAUCUGAACCAAAUCCUGAAACAACACCUACCAUCCCCAUUGAUGAUUCUCCACUAGAUUUUGAGUUUGAAACAGGAAAUCCUCCAGAAUUACUAGUUGCAGAACAAACUGAUGAAGAAGACAAUCUGACAUUGUCUCAAGUGAAGAAGAACCAAGCAAAGGCAAAAGGAAAGAAGAAGAUUCAAGAAGAACAUGUGGACAAAAAUCCUGUGGCAAAAAUUCAAGUUUUUCCCGCCCUUGUCACCAGGCGAAAAACCAGGUCAUCCACAACACAACAGGAGAAGGAAACCCCCUCACCAACACGAAAAACCAAGAGAAAACAGCCAAUUGCUGAACAACCUGUCCCUGUGGAAACCACUGCUAGUAAGAAGAGAAAGAAGAACACCACUCAAACUCAGCAACCUGAAAGCCAGCCGGAUGUCUCUGCCGUAACACCCCUUGAAGUAAUCACCCCUCAAUUCCUAUCUGAUGAGUAUGCUGCAAGAUGGGACUCAACAAACAAAAGGAAAAUCCUAAGCGAAAGGAGGCCGGCUCACAUUUAUGGACGUGUUUGGCUGAGAGGAAACGAAUACAACUUUGACACACGUACCAUCAAUCUGUAUCUGGGCAUAGAUACAAGUGACAUUGAAGACCCUGUUAUUGGUGCAAAUACAAUCACGAAGGUCAUUACAGGAGGAACAUACAGCUAUUGGCCUGCUGAAACCAACAUGUUGCCAGCCAAAUCUCUCACAACAAAGUAUGCUAUACUGCACAAACUAGCCAUGACAAACUGGAUGCCAAAUAAACACCGAGGAGGUUUAAACUUUCUUAUGGCCACCCUGAUCUACAAGAUAGGCAAAGGGUUCAAACCAGAACCAAAUGAACCUAUGGAGGCACCACAAGUCAGAACAAUCGAUGCCAGACUCAAACAAGGAAGUCAUGUGCUUGACAUCUUUCCAGAACAUGCAAGCAACUCAGCCCCAGCUCUGAACCUUGAUGCACCAUUUACCAGCAAACUCACAGCCCAGCACCUUGACAAAAGCAUCAGAGAUCUUAACACGAUCAUACAGAUACUUGUUGAAAAGAGAACAAUUGAGAUGCAGUUACGUGAACAAUUGAGAUUGAGAGAUCAAGAGAUGACUGCUGCUGUCACUGAAACACCCACUGAUACAUCUACUGCACAUGAAGCUGAUUCUAUCGCACCUGAAGUUGAUUCCACCGCAAACAGUCAGGAGGAUGUAUCCUCAGAAUCUGAAUGA